This is a messenger RNA of Polypterus senegalus (gray bichir), 804 nucleotides long. RefSeq names its product gap junction protein beta 9b (gene gjb9b). Lineage: Eukaryota; Metazoa; Chordata; Cladistia; Polypteriformes; Polypteridae. The record is from RefSeq and is a predicted model, not a curated record. Gene Ontology annotation, biological process: cell communication. The transcript has a single exon. Bases 1 to 804 code for a protein of 267 amino acids. Gene Ontology annotation, cellular component: connexin complex.
AUGAAUUGGGCAUUUUUGGAAGGACUAAUAAGUGGUGUUAAUAAGUACUCAACUGGCUUUGGCCGGGUGUGGCUUACAAUGGUCUUCAUUUUUAGAGUGUUGGUGUUCGUGGUAGCAGCUCAAAAAGUAUGGGGUGAUGAAACAAGUGAUUUCAUUUGCAAUACCAGGCAGCCAGGCUGUGAGAAUGUCUGCUAUGAUAGUGUUUUUCCAAUCUCUCAUAUACGUAUUUGGGCUUUGCAACUGAUUUUUGUGACCUGCCCUUCUCUGCUUGUUGUAGCCCAUGUCAAAUUUCGGGAAGAGAAGGACAAAAAGUAUGCAGCUGGGCACAAAGGCUCCCAUCUUUACAACAACCCUGGAAAAAAGCGUGGUGGACUGUGGUGGACAUAUCUCCUGAGUCUUGUUUUUAAGGCUUGCUUGGAUGCUGUAUUCUUGUACAUCUUAUACUACAUCUAUGAAGGCUAUGAUCUACCUCGGCUCACCAAGUGUUCUCUUCCACCAUGUCCCAACACUGUAGACUGCUUCAUUUCUCGCCCCACGGAGAAAAGGAUUUUCACUAUGUUCAUGGUGGUCACAUCGGCAAUUUGUAUUGCUAUGUGCCUUGUAGAGAUUUUCUAUUUGGUCAGCAAACGCUGUGUGAAGCUUUACAACCGGCGGCAGAUGAUGCACAGCAAGACCACAGAGUGCAAAACCAGUCUUCAAAGCUACAAGCUGGAGAAUAGCUCAGAAAAUACAAAAUCAGAGUGUCUAAGUGAUACUCCUGUCUCAAGACACAAGAAAACCUCAGAUCCUAAUACAACUAUAUAA